Molecule: messenger RNA, 4306 nt
Organism: Otolemur garnettii (small-eared galago)
Lineage: Eukaryota; Metazoa; Chordata; Mammalia; Primates; Galagidae
Gene: STARD8
Product: StAR related lipid transfer domain containing 8
Exons: 13
Coding region: 158-3220 (1020 amino acids)
Biological process (GO): regulation of Rho protein signal transduction; signal transduction; actin cytoskeleton organization
Molecular function (GO): lipid binding; GTPase activator activity
Source: RefSeq, a predicted model, not a curated record
UGAGGCCAAAAAAGCAUGUGAGUGGCUCCGAGUGACAGGAUUCCCUCAGUAUGUUCAGCUUUUUAAAGAAGGUUUGUUUCCCCUGGAUAUUGACUCUGUGAAGAAGGACCACAGUUUUCUGGAUGAGGACUCUUUGGGGGCUCUGUGCAGGAGGCUGAUGACCUUGAACAAUUGUGCCUCAAUGAAACUGGAGGUUCAAUUUCAGUGCAAGCAGAAUGAAAAGUCAGAAGAAGAGGAACAAUGUACCAUCAGCAGCGGCUGGGCCUUCCAGCAGGAAAGUAAGCACUGGUCUUGUGUGAGGUCCUCUGACUUGCUGGCCCCCUCGAACUCUGGCCUUCUAGUGAACUCAAGCUGUGAGAGUGUCCUCACUGAGUUUAGCGCCACCUCCCUGCCAGCCAUCACUGUGAGUCUACCGCCUGAGCCAGCAGACCUGCCCUUAAUAGACUCUUUGCCCAGCCCUAGUGACCAGUCCUUCCUUAGCCCCACAUGGGGCCAGGAGGGUCCUCUGGACAAAGCCAAGAAACACCGUUCCCGCAGCUUCCUCAAGCACCUUGAAUCUCUGUGGAGGAAAGAAAAGGAUAGUAGCCGGCAAGUAGACCCUGAACAUAAGCCAACCACUACAGAAAAGACCAUCAAAGCCUCAUCUUUCCGUACUUGUCGUGGCUUCCUAUCAGCUGGAUUUUACAAAGCCAAGAAUUGGACAGCUACCUCAGCCAGUGGCAGGAGUGCUGGGAGUCAGAGGGCCUGGGAGGCUUGGCCUGUGGCCAUGUUCCAGCAGCAUCAGCAAUUAAACAGAGGUGACUGGAUGGUGUAUGUACCCAGGGACCACAAACCAGGCACCUUCCCUCGCUCACUGUCCAUUGAGAGCUUGUGUCCUGAGGAUGGACACCACCUGGCAAAUUGGCAGGCAGGUAGGCACUGGGGCUAUAAGGGACGCCGGGGCUCUUGUGGCUCAACGGGCAGCCAUGCCAGCACCUACGACAACUUGCCAGAUCUGUAUCCAGCUGAACCUGGACUGGCUGGGGCCGACACCGAAGAUGAGGAGGAGGGGGAGGUUAGGGGCAGUUACACUCACGUCGAUGACAUUCUCCAGCAUGUUUGGGGGCUGCAGCAACGGGUUGAACUCUGGUCUCAGGCCUUAUACCCAGACCUGGGGCCUGUAGAUAAGGAAGAGGAAGAUGAGGAAGAGGAGGAGAUUGCUUCUUCAAUAGAAAUAGCCACAGCUGAGUUUGAAGGCCAGGCUGAGACUCUGACCCAGGCAGAGGCUCCAGCCCAUGGGAUACCCUCACCCUGGGUCCAGGAUGAAGUCCAGCCAAUAGUACCGGCUCAGGCUCAGGCCUCAGCCAAGGCUGAGUCAUUGGCACAGGCAGAGGCCAAGCCCCAGGCCCCAUCCCAGGACAAUGAACAGGAAGCACAUUCAGGUGGGGAACCCACCUCUACCUCCAGCCUGUCUGUGGAAGAAGGACCCUCCAUUCCUGACACUGUGACCUCUAACGAACUUGAUAGUAGUGGGAACUCUAUGAAUGAAGCUGAGGCUGCAGGGUCCCUGGCUGGACUCCAUGCAUCAGUGUCCCAUGAACGGCGUGAUUCAGGUGUUGGGGCCUCACUUACCAGACCUUGCAGGAAGCUCCGUUGGCAUAGUUUCCAGAACUCUCACAGGCCCAGCCUUAACUCGGAGUCUCUGGAGAUCAAUCGGCAGUUUGCAGGCCAGAUCAACCUCCUGCACAAGGGCUCACUGCUGCGGCUCACUGCCUUCAUGGAGAAGUACGCUGUGCCCCACAAACAGGGCUGGGUCUGGUCAGUGCCCAAGUUCAUGAAGAGGAACAAGACACCAGACUACCAGAGACAGCAUGUAUUUGGGGUGCCACUUCUCAUCCAUGUGCAGCGCACAGGCCAGCCCCUGCCACAAAGCAUUCAACAAGCCAUGCGCUACUUGCGCAGCCAGUGUCUGGACCAGGUGGGCAUCUUCCGUAAGUCUGGAGUCAAGUCCAGGAUUCAGAACCUACGCCAAAUGAAUGAGACCUCGCCUGACAAUGUCUGCUAUGAGGGCCAGUCAGCCUAUGAUGUGGCUGACCUGCUGAAGCAGUAUUUCCGGGACCUUCCUGAACCCAUCUUCACCAGCAAGCUCACCACCACUUUCCUACAAAUCUACCAGCUCCUCCCCAAGGAUCAGUGGUUGGCAGCAGCACAAGCUGCCACUUUACUGCUCCCCGAUGAGAACCGAGAGGUGCUACAGACUCUGCUCUACUUCCUAAGUGACAUUGCCUCUGCUGAAGAAAACCAGAUGACAGCCGGCAACCUGGCAGUGUGCCUGGCACCCUCCAUCUUCCACCUCAACAUCUCCAAGAAGGAUAGCCCUUCUCCCAGGAUCAAGAGCAAAUGUAGCCUGGUCAGCCGGCCAGGCCCCAGGGAUCUCACUGAGAACAUGGCUGCCACUCAGGGCCUAUCACACAUGAUUAGUGACUGCAAGAAACUUUUCCAGGUGCCCCAGGACAUGGUGCUGCAACUGUGUGGCUCAUAUAGUGCAGCUGAACUCAGUCCUCCUGGCCCAGCCCUGGCUCAGCUGCGGCAAGCCCAAGCCACUGGGGUGAGCCUGAGCCUGUACAUGGAGGAGAGCAUCCAGGAGCUGCUACGCAAUGCUGCUGAGCGCUUCAAGGGCUGGAUGAAUGUGCCAGGGCCCCAGCACACAGACCUGGCUUGUAAGAAGGCACCUGAUGGGCAUCCCCUGCGGAUUUGGAAGGCCUCCACGGAGGUGCCUGCCCCUCCAGCUGUGGUGCUGCAUCGUGUUCUUCGGGAGCGGGCCCUUUGGGAUGAGGACCUGCUGCGGGCCCAAGUGCUGGAAGCCCUGAUGCCGGGUGUGGAGCUGUACCACUAUGUCACCGACAGCAUGGCACCUCAUCCCUGCCGUGACUUUGUAGUGCUUCGGAUGUGGCGCUCUGACCUGCCUCGGGGGGGUUGCCUGCUCGUCUCCCAGUCCCUGGAUCCUGAGCAACCCGUGCCAGAGUCAGGGGUGCGGGCUCUCAUGCUCACCUCCCAGUACCUCAUGGAGCCUUGUGGCCUGGGCCAUUCCCGGCUCACUCACAUCUGCCGUGCUGACCUCAGGGGCCGUUCUCCUGACUGGUACAACAAAGUCUUUGGGCACCUGUGUGCCAUGGAAGUGGCAAAGAUCCGGGACUCCUUUCCCACCCUGCAGGCAGCUGGCCCUGAGACUAAGCUGUGAGCCUUUAGCUGGCCCCAGUUUGGCGCCACCCAGACCUCUGACACCUAGAGAGUGAGGGGAAUUAAGAAUAAAUGCUGCUACUAGGGUUGAGUCAGUCCCAGAUGGCUCCAAUUGCCUAUCCUGGCCCCCUUAUUUCCUAAAGCACCACUGUACACAUAGAAGAGAGAAUUUGUGUGUCCUGUCUCCACCCCACCUUCAUCCCCUACACAUGUCCUGCUCUCCCAAGAGAGGAAAAUCAUGUCAAUAGUAAGCAGACUGCUGCCACCCUCUAUCUGCCUACAAGGCUACCACUCAGUCUGAAGCCUCUAAAGCCCCUCCUUGGUGGGGAAAAGUUCAAGAGCAGUACAUAGUCCCAGCUCAGUGCCAAACAUUGAAAAGCCAAGCCAUCCUGUUUGGUGCUGAGAUCCUUUUGAGGUUGGACAGGAGGUUCUGGACCUGUCUUUGGAGUCAAUGCUAGCUCUGAACUGGCUUUUCCAGCGAAGUUGGACUAGAGCAGAUGGACACAGGGGCAGAACAGAGGACAGCCCAGACACUAUGAGCUGUUUUAUUUAUGUAAAUACGAAGCUGACAUUUUUGAGGCUGAUUUAGAAUGGGCAGUGAUGGGCCCCUAGUAGACAACAUGACAAUUUGUGGUAGCGUGGGAUAUGAGUGUGGGAAACCAAUGAACCAGUCUCUCCUGGAUUGGACUUUCCACUUGAUCUGCCACUCCCUGGGUCCCAUAUAGCCUUUGGCUACACACUGCCAUGUCUGGAGAGCAAACAGGAUUGAUUUUGCCACCCAGGCCAAGUGAAAGCAGAGAAUGGUGAAGAAACAGGUAGCUUUGUCAUUUUCCCCUUUUGCCUAUGGUAGCAGGCUACCAUAUAGCCCUUUCCUGGAGCCUGGGACAGGUAGAUAGAAGAACUGGGCUUACUCAGUCAGCUGGGGCUUGAGCAAAACCUAAUGAAUCCCACCCAAGGCUGUCUUUGUUCACAUGGAAAUUCAAAUGCCAUUCAAAGGCCAACUGGUGCUUUAUUUUUCUAUCUGCUGAAUAAACUGGUAUGGGAUAGAUCUCAGCCACCAUUGUAAUUUUUAAGCCUAUUUUAUUUG